AUGCCAAACACUGAGGCCACCCGACUUCCCUCCAGCAUCGCCAACAAAGCAGACUUCUACUCUCUCCUCUGUACGCAACUCCAAGCCCUCCUCGAGGGUGAGCGUUCCUGGAUCACGAACCUGUCGAACGCUUCUGCCCUCCUGUUCUGGGCGUUUAGGGACUCAGAAACAUGGGGUCAGGGAGAGGGAGCUGUAAACUGGUGUGGCUUCUAUCUCGACUCGCGAUUAUUCCCGCCUUCUCCCGCUGGGACUACUACUUCUUCCGGGGAGGAGAAACUCAAAUCAGCAGGAAAAACUAUCCUCAAGCUCGGACCGUUCCAAGGGCGCCCUGCCUGCCUGCUGAUUCCCGCCCGACCAGGGGGAGGCCUCUGCUCCGCCUGCUGCCUUCAGCAUCAGCCCGUCCUGGUACCAGACGUCCAUGCCUACCCGGGUCAUAUACCCUGCGACGGGGAGACGAAUUCCGAGGUUGUGGUGCCCCUUCUUUUGGGGAACAGGAUACUGGGUGUGUUGGAUCUGGAUUGUUUGAGGAUCGCGGGGUUUGAGCAGGAGGACGUGAGGGGGUUGGAGAGGGUUGCGGAGAUUGUCGUGGGGGGGUGUGAUUGGCCUGAGGGGAGGUAGUGGUGGGGAUGGUUUGUCCGACAUGCCCCAAGUCACAAUCCCGAUACGUUGUGGAAAGGCAGUUGAAGAAUCUAGACUGACAAC
Molecule: messenger RNA, 702 nt
Organism: Dacryopinax primogenitus
Lineage: Eukaryota; Fungi; Basidiomycota; Dacrymycetes; Dacrymycetales; Dacrymycetaceae
Product: GAF domain-like protein
Exons: 4
Coding region: 1-618 (205 amino acids)
Cellular component (GO): cytosol
Molecular function (GO): L-methionine (R)-S-oxide reductase activity; protein binding
Source: RefSeq, a predicted model, not a curated record